AUGCGCAUUCUUGCCGACGCCGUUCACUUAGAUCAACGCCUUCUUCCCACGGUGGUCGAGUCCUUCCACGGCAACUUCAUCGACGGCUUCAGUGCGCUUCCGGCAUUCCGGGACAUCACCGCCGUGCCCGCUCCAAGACUCGACCACCUCCGCACCCUUGGUGUGGCUGAGUUUCCUGGCUAUGAUGGCAUGCGAAUCACUGCACCAGCAGUGGUUGUUGAUGUAGAAACGAUCAUAGAUGAGAGCAACGCUAUCAACGAGGCCUUGGAAAUGCCCGUCCAAGAGCUCGUAGAUGUGCUUGAAGAGAAGGGUUCAUUGGACAGCUAA
Messenger RNA from Coniosporium apollinis CBS 100218, 327 nucleotides. RefSeq lists its product as uncharacterized. The transcript has a single exon. The record is from RefSeq and is a predicted model, not a curated record. The coding region runs from base 1 to 327 and encodes 108 amino acids. NCBI's taxonomy places the organism in Eukaryota, Fungi, Ascomycota, Dothideomycetes.